CAGCCGAUCAAUAUUCGACCCCACCCAUCAUCACCAAUAAACCCAACACAGUCUAAAUUCUUGCGACGCCUGACGACGCCUUACGCGGUUGAGUUUUGUAACUUUAGGAAAGGAUAAAAAGAAAAUUGUUAAUCGUCAUGUCCCAACCCACGUACGAAGACUUGGGUAAAGCCUGUAAAGAUUUCUUCAACAAGGGAUACCACCUCAACAUCUUCAAGCUCACUGCCAAAAAACCCAGGGCCUACUUAGACAUCGACACCACAAUUACGUGCACGCAUAAAUUCGAAGAUCAAACUUCUGUGUGCGAGUAUGAGAACAAGUACCAGUACCCACAAUGGGGAAUCACGACGUCCGCAAAAAUCGACACCACGAACCUUCUCUCAUGGAAGGUGGACAUUUGCGAUAAGAUUGCAAGGGGGUUAAAGUUAUCCGUGGAUGGUCAAUUCAACUUGGAUUCUGCUGCUAAACUUGCCAAAGUUAACGCUACGUACAAGGUGGACCAAGCAACUAUGGACUUGGGAUUUCAAGGAGGUGACGAGUCCAACCUUCUCGUGAAUGGAUCCGUGGUCGGUGGGUACAAGGGAUUUUUAGGUGGCUAUCAGUUCUCGGUCGAUACCAAUGAUCGCACAAUGAAGAAGAACAAUGUCGCCUUCGGCUAUUGUGGUAACGGUUGGAACAUUCACGCCAACAUGGACAACGCUGAGACCAUUUCGUCCAUUGUCCACUACCGAAUGAAGAACAAUAUGGAGGUCGCUUUGAAUGGGAGUUAUACUUCCGGUGACGAUUCCAAAACUCGGUACGGACUCGGGUUUAAGUAUUUGGCUAAUCCGUGCACCGCAUUCAAGGCGAAGAUUGACAACACAAAAACCGUCACUUUGGGUUGUGAAAUGAAGGUGACCGACGCCGCUUGUCUCACCCUGUGUGCCGAAUGUGAUGGUAGCAAUGCUGGAAAAGUCGGAUGUGCUCUGGAAUUUGGACAAUGACGAUUGAAUUGGCGUUCGUAAUAUGUAAUAGCGAUGGAAUUAUUUUUGUACAAGGUAGUUUGCAUGCUCGCUGUGGCGUUAUUUUGUAAAUCAAAAUUCAAAGUGGUACAACUAGACUAUAC
Molecule: messenger RNA, 1105 nt
Organism: Folsomia candida
Lineage: Eukaryota; Metazoa; Arthropoda; Collembola; Entomobryomorpha; Isotomidae
Product: voltage-dependent anion-selective channel protein 2
Exons: 6
Coding region: 138-983 (281 amino acids)
Biological process (GO): monoatomic anion transmembrane transport
Cellular component (GO): mitochondrial outer membrane
Molecular function (GO): voltage-gated monoatomic anion channel activity
Source: RefSeq, a predicted model, not a curated record